CCAACACGGAGCUCAUUAGAGAGUGCUGCCACCUUAAACUCGAAUUCAUAUUACCCGAAGCACAGCUGUGCCAGUACGACGACAUCGCUCAAUUCUCGUCUCGCACCGACGUUUCGUUCUGGUGACGAUUCAGCAAAACCAAUGCAGCAGCACAAUCCCGAUAAUGGUGAGUUGCUUCGAUUGAUUUGCCCUUAG
Molecule: messenger RNA, 195 nt
Organism: Anisakis simplex (herring worm)
Lineage: Eukaryota; Metazoa; Nematoda; Chromadorea; Rhabditida; Anisakidae
Source: the annotation of a GenBank genome assembly